AUGCCGAAGACAUCAGUGUGGAAAAGCCGUGUCGGAACCCAAAUUUUGAUGGGAAAAAUCACGGAUAUUACUCAAAUUGGGAUCGAUAGAAUUCCUUGCGCACAGGUACGAUGCCAGAUGAAUGAGUUCAAUAUCUAUCUCAAAAAGUACUUCGCCAGGUCAUUCGACUUUUGGGCUCUUGACAAAACAUCAGUUGGAAACAUCGGAGAUACAGUGCUGAUCAAACAAAUUGAAGGUUCGACUCGGCCAAAAGCCAACGUCUCACAUGUUGUCGAUCGAGUAGUGUUCAAAUUCGGAAACGUUGUUGAUCCAGUCACCGGGCGCAAGAUUUUCAACGAUACGUUUGCCGAUGAGAUCGACCUGAAGAAGGUUUUGGUGGAAGAAGUUGUUGACAAGCCAUUAGAAGAAGAAUCAAUGUUGUUCGAAGAGCGACGAGCUCUACAAAUCAGAAGACUUGAAAAGGAGAAGGAGUCAAAUGUGUAA
This is a messenger RNA of Caenorhabditis remanei, 483 nucleotides long. RefSeq lists its product as uncharacterized. NCBI's taxonomy places the organism in Eukaryota, Metazoa, Nematoda, Chromadorea, Rhabditida, Rhabditidae. Gene Ontology annotation, cellular component: mitochondrial small ribosomal subunit. Bases 1 to 483 code for a protein of 160 amino acids. Gene Ontology annotation, molecular function: structural constituent of ribosome. The transcript is spliced from 3 exons. Gene Ontology annotation, biological process: mitochondrial translation. The record is from RefSeq and is a predicted model, not a curated record.